Molecule: messenger RNA, 219 nt
Organism: Phytophthora infestans T30-4
Lineage: Eukaryota; Oomycota; Peronosporomycetes; Peronosporales; Peronosporaceae
Exons: 2
Coding region: 1-219 (72 amino acids)
Source: RefSeq, a predicted model, not a curated record
AUGUGGGAUCUGGAAGAUGCAUUUGCUGCGGCAAUUGAUAAGAAGUACUACACCUUGGCGGAUCGGAUUUGGAAGCUUGACAUCGAUGCUAUCUCCGAGAAAGAAGUACAUGUACUGCUUCGGUUGGCGUGUCAAGAUGGCUCCACAAACGCCAUCAAAUAUUUGUAUCUGAUUCGACAGAUUCUAGAGGAACGGCAGAUGGACGAGUACUACAUGUAG